Messenger RNA from Marmota flaviventris (yellow-bellied marmot), 1303 nucleotides. NCBI's taxonomy places the organism in Eukaryota, Metazoa, Chordata, Mammalia, Rodentia, Sciuridae. The record is from RefSeq and is a predicted model, not a curated record.
AUGGCGGCCUCAGGGUGGUGGCCGCUGGUCACUGUGCUCAUGGCUGCAACUCCUCUUCUGGCCCAAGGAGACUCAGAGCUCACGAACCCUGGCCCCAAAGACAGCCCUCCCAGGCCGGCCCUGCCCUGCCACAGCAUCUCCGUGAGCAACAUCGACUUUGCCUUCGGCCUGUACAGACGGCUGGCGCUGGGCGCCCCUGGAGAGAGCAUCCUCUUCUCCCCGGCGAGCAUCUCCCUGGCCUUGGCCACAGUUUCCCUCGGGGCCCCGGCGGCCAGCAGGACCCAGCUCCUGGAGGGCUUGGGGUUCAACCUCACCGUGACGUCCGAGGCCAAGAUCCAGGGGGGCUUCCAGGAUCUGCCGCUUAGGCUCCCCACGCGGGGGUCCCACCUGCUCCUGACCACAGGCCAGAGAAGCUUCCGCAGCCUGGGCCCCGGAGCCACCCAGAAACACAUCAAGGAGUAUGUGGAGGAGCAGACCCAGGGGAGACUUGGGGCCUGGGUGGAGGACCUCCGGGAGGAAGCUGCUGAGGUUCUGGUGAAUCACGUGGCUCUCAGAGCUGAGUGGGCACAGCCCUUCGACCCCGGGGCCACCAGCCUGAAGGCGUUCUUCCUGGACGAGCGCAGGGCUGUGCAGGUCCCCAUGGUGAAGCAGAAGGCCAGCCACCGCUUCCCCCACGACCCCGAGCUGCAGUGCACCGUGCUGCAGAUGGACCACGCGGGGAACGCCACCACCUUCUUCGUCUUCCCCAACCGGGGCAAGCUGGGGCAGGUGGAGGAGGCGCUGCUGCCCGAGACGCUGAUCAAGUGGGACAGUCUGCUCAGGACCAGAGAACUCGACUUCUACUUCCCCAAAUUUUCCAUUUCCAGCACCACCAGACUAGAGACGCUCCUCCCACGAGUGCCUGUGGGCGGAGGCCUCCCGGGGCAGCCUGGACGGGGCAUCUCUAGGGACCAUGGCUUCGCCGCCCCCGUUCCACACCACUGCAACCCCCUGUGCCAAGAUGCCGGGCUCUCUCUGGAGCUGGCUCAGGUGACUCAUAAGGCCACCAUGACUCUGGAGGAGGAGGGCUCAGAGGCUGCGGCCGCCACCAGCAUCCAGCUCACUCCCAGGCCCCACCCUGACCGUGAGCCCCCCACCCCUCCAGCCACUGGGUUCAGCCGGCCCUUCCUGGUGAUGACUUUCCACACAGAAACGGGCAGCGUGCUUUUCCUGGGGAAGGUGGUGAACCCGCUGGGGUAGAGCUCUGCACCUGCUGGGUGACUCGGAGCCAACAGAGAGGAGACACUGACUGGGACACGGAGUC